UUUAAAAGAGUUACCGCAUAAUUUUUAGUUAGAAUAAAAUCCUAUUUCAUAGGACAAAUUUAGUCUUUAGUUAUAUUUUGCUUUCUUUAAUUUGUGCAACCACUUAGCAUUAUUAGCCUUUAUUUUAGCAUAGUUCGAUAGCUUUCGGUUAUUGUUUUCCAUCGUGUAUUCAAUAAUUAUUUAAGCCAUUGAUGCAACUAAUAAAAAUCGAGUCAUUCGGUCCAAUUGUUCAGUUCUUUCGUUUAGUUUCAUUAUUUAUAAAAGUUCUCAACAAUUUGGCAAAGAGCCCCCAUUGGGCCUGAUCUAUCAAAGCAAUAGUCUUUGAUAUUCUUGCAGCGGCUAAAACAAAAAAAAAAAAAGACGACAAAAGGGAGCUUUGUGCAACCUGCAAUUCCAUAUUUUGAUGGCCAUUAUGAUCAUUAGAGCAUGCUAAUGGAAAAUGUCCUCAUAUCAAAGGAAUACUGGGAGCUAAUCGAGCCUGGCUAUGUUGAGCCAGCAAGUGGAGUGGUACCGACAAAAGCACAACGAAAGAAGAACAAUGAGAUGAAGUUGAAGGAUCUCAAAACAAAGAACUAUCUCUUUCAGGUAAUUGACUGUGUUGUGCUCGACAACAUCCUUAAGAAGGAUACUUCUAAAGAUAUAUGGGAUGCUAUGAAGAAAAAGUUUGAAGGAAAUGCAAGGGUCAAAAGGUCUCAUCUUCAAGCUCUCCGUAGAGAAUAUGAAACUCUUGAGAUGAGAUCUAGUGAAGCUGUAACAAAAUACUUCUCUAGGGUCAUGACAGUGGCCAAUAAAAUGCAAAUAUAUGGGGAGGAUAUGUCAGACGUUAAAGUGGUUGAAAAGAUUUUACACUCUUUAACUAAGAAGUUUAACUAUAUUGUUUGUUCUAUUGAAGAGUCCAAGGAAAUCGACGCUUUCUCUAUUGAUGAAUUACAAAGCUUGUUAAUAGUGCAUGAACAAAAUUUCCAAAGGCGCAGUGGUGAAGAAAAAGCCUUGAAAGUUACACAUGAAGAGGGAAGAGGUUGUGGUCGAAUUGCUUACAGAGGAAGGGGAAGAGGUAGAGGUCGAACAGAUUUCAACAUGGAAACAAUAGAGUGUUACCAAUGUCAUCGAUUUGGACAUUUUCGUAUGAAUGUCCUCGCAACAGGGAAGCUAACUAUGCAGAAUUUGAUGAAGAAAUGAAAAUGUUUUUAUGUCUUAUGUGGAGUUGUAUGAAGCUAAAAGACAAGAUGAAUGGUUCCUUGAUUCUUGAUGUUCUAAUCAUAUGUGCGGUGAUCAAACUAUGUUCAAUGAACUUGAUGAAAAAUUCUGACAUUCUGUAAAAUCGGGAAACAACACUAAGAUGAAUGUGAUGGGAAAAGGAAAUGUGAAAUUGAUGAUAAAUGGAAUGAAUCUCGUUGUUACUGAAGUAUACUAUAUUCCAGAAUUGAAAAAUAAUCUCUUCAGUAUAGGGCGAUUGUAAGAAAAGGAUUUGGCAAUUUUGAUCGAGGGAGGAAGUUGCAAGAUAUUUCAUCUAGAGAAGGGUUUGAUUAUUCAAACCAACAUGAGUGCUAAUAGGAUGUUUAUCUUGUUGCCCCAAAUUCAAUCCUCUUCACAAGCACGGUCUAAUAAGUGCUUUCACGCUAAAGCUCAAGAAUUGUCGCAUCUCUAGCAUCGAAGGUAUGGACAUCUAAGUUACAAAGACUUGAAAACAUUGUUGUACAAGAACAUAGUUCGCGGACUUCCUCAACACUCUAUCUCCAUUGUGACAUGCGUUGACUGCAUCAACAGAAAGAAACACCGUGACUCUAUUCCAAGGAAGAGUAAUUAGAGAGCAACACUAAAGUUAGAACUCAUCCAUUCAGACAUUUGUGGUCAUAUCAUUCCCAUAUCUAAUAGCAACAAAAGGUACAUCUUAUUAUUCAUUGAUGAUUAUAGUAGAAAAGCAUGGGUGUAUUUUUUGGUAGAAAAAUCUAAGGCUUAAAACUAUUUCAAAUGCUUUAAAAUCAUGGUUGAGGAGGAGGUUGAGAUGUCUAUUAAUUGUUAACGCAGUGAUAAAGGAGGUGAAUUUAAUUUAAAUGAGUUCAACAAUUUUUGCAAACAAAGUGGAAUUAAGAGGCAAUUAACCACUACUUAUACUCCGCAACAGAACGGUGUCGCCGAGAGGAAAAACAUAAGUGUUAUGAACAUUGUUCGUUCCUUGCAAUCUGAUAAAAACAUUCCAAAAACCUUAUGGCCAGAGACUAUGAAUUUGACUGUUUAUGUUCUAAACAAGUGUCCUACUUUUGUUGUUAAGGAUGUAACACCAGAGGAGGCUUGGAGUGGAGUAAAACCCUCGGUUGAUCACUUUCAGGUAUUUAAGUGCAUAACACAUGCUCAUGUUCAAGAAUCAAGGAGGACUAAACUUGACAAUAGAAGUAUUACGUGUGUUUUGUUAGGAGUUAGUGAAGAAUCGAAAGGAUAUAAGUUGUUUGAUCCGGUUGCUAAAAAGGUUGUCAUGAGUAGAGAUAUUAUCUUUGAGGAGGAAAACAAAUGGGAUUGGAAUUAAAAAUAAACCGUACUUGAUUUAGAAUGGGAAGAAACUGCAAGUGAAAUGAGAAUGACCAAAAUAUUGACAGGGAGAUUGGUGAAACCCGUGACGAGGGAGUUGGAGAAAUCGGGGAUGAUUAUAGUGAUGGCGAAGAGAGAGUGAGGUGACCUCCUGCAUGGAUGGAUGAUUAUGUUAGUGGUUAAGGUUUGUCCGACGAGGAAGCCCACUUGGAUUUAAUGGUGUCAAGUGAUCCAUUAUGUUUCGAGGAGCCGUGAAGAGUAAAAAUUGGAAAUUGGCCAUGGAUAAAGAGAUCAAAUCCAUCGAAAAAAACCUUACAUGGACACUCAUUGAACCACCUGCUAGGGUCAAAAUAAUUGGAGUAAAAUGGGUUUACAAAACCAAAUACAAUGAACAUGAGAAAACUGACAAGUACAUGGCUCAUUUGAUUGCUAAAGGGUAUUCUCAAAAGCAUGGGGUGUAUUACACAGAAGUUUAUGCACAGUGGCAAGGAUGGAUAUAGUGAGAAUUAUUAUUGCUCUAGCAGCAUAUAAGAAUUGGCAUUUUUUUAGCUGGAUGUCAAGUCGACUUUCCUCCAUGGUGAGCUGAGUGAAGAUGUUUAUGUGGUACAACGAAGAGGAUAUGACAAAGAGGGUAGUGAGCAUCUUGUUUACAAGUUACACAAAACUUUGUAUGGAUUAAAACAAGCACCACAAGCUUGGUUUAGUCAAAUCAAAGCACAUUUGAUCGGUGAAGGAUUUCAGAGGUGUGAUAGUGAGCAUACAUUAUUCACAAAAAGAAGCAAAGAAGGAAAAAUUAUAGUUGUAAAUGUUUAUGUUGAUGAUUUAAUUUUUACUAUAAAUUGUGAAGUUAUGAUGUCUCAGUUUAAAAGAUCUAUGUUAAGAGAGUUUGAUAUGCCGGACUUGGGUGAGAUGAAGUUUUUUCUUGAGAUUGAGGUGCUACAAAUCUAUAAUGGUGUGUGUGUGUGUGUGUGUUAAAGGAAAUACAUUAGAAGUUUUGCAUAUGUUUGACAUGAUGGAAAGCAACUCAGUGACCAGUCCAAUAGUUCCAGGAUUUAAAGUAAGUAAAGAUGGAGAUGGAAAAACUAUUGAUGAAACAUACUACAAGUAGUUGGUGGGAAGCUUAAUGUACCUCACAGCCACGAGACUUGAUAGCAUGUUUAGCCAUGAGACUUGAUAGCAUGUUUGUUACUUGUAUCAUAAGUAGAUAUAUGACCAAACCAAUUCAAAUUCACCUACAAUAGGCUAAGAUAUCACUUCGAUAUUUAAAAAGGACUUUGAGCUAUGGACUUCAUUAUAAGAAAGGAGGAGACAAUGAGAUAUUAGCGUUUACAAUAUGGUUAUAUGUUUUUAAUCAGCUCAGGGGUUGUUUCAUGGUAUUCGAAAAAGCAGCCUAUAAUGACUUUGUCAGUAACAGAAGUCGGGUUUGUGGCUGCUGCAACAUGUGUUUGUAAAGGAAUCUGGAUGAAGAGAAUUUUAGAGAUGCUGAGACAUUCUCACGGAGAUGGUAUAACUGUAAUGUGUGACAAUAUUUCAACCAUUAAGCUGUCUAAAAAUCCUAUUAUGCAUGGUCGCACAAGCAUAUUGAUGUGAGAUUUCAUUUCUUAAGGAAUCUUACUAAAGAGGGCACAAUUUAACUAGUUCAUUAUGGGAGUAUAUAUCAAGUUGCUGACAUAAUGACUAAACCAUUUACGCUUGAAGUUUUUCAGAAGCUUAGAAAGAUGUUGGGAGUAUGUGAAAUUCCUGACAUAAACUAGUUGUUGUACAACAUUUAGUUUAAGAGAGAGAAUGAAAGAGUUAUUGCAUAAUUUUUAGUUAGAAUAAAGUCCUACUUUAUAGUAGGACUUAGGGUCUUAGUUGUAUUCUGCUUUCCUUAAUUUGUGCAACCACUUAGCAUUAUCAGGCUUUAUUUUAGCAU
This is a messenger RNA of Vicia villosa (hairy vetch), 4441 nucleotides long. RefSeq lists its product as uncharacterized. Lineage: Eukaryota; Viridiplantae; Streptophyta; Magnoliopsida; Fabales; Fabaceae. Bases 427 to 1179 code for a protein of 250 amino acids. The record is from RefSeq and is a predicted model, not a curated record. The transcript has a single exon.